Molecule: messenger RNA, 337 nt
Organism: Pocillopora meandrina
Lineage: Eukaryota; Metazoa; Cnidaria; Anthozoa; Scleractinia; Pocilloporidae
Source: the annotation of a GenBank genome assembly
AUGUGCGAAUCAAACAACGUUUCAGAUGAAAGUCAGUUCAGCGGCUUCUUCCUUGAGGAUAGCUGUCUUAUAUCUUUCUGGCCAUCGAGGUAAGACUUGCAUCGUACCGUUUUUUAUGUCGGUAGGUCAGUUUAUCGAUCUUUGAUUUGCACUCUAUCUCCUUUGAUUUCUACCGUAACAAAAUCCCUGCAGCAGCAGCAGCCCUUGUUUGAGGAAUGGCACCUGUCAAGCUGGAUAUACCAGUAAAGGUUUUCGCUGUCUCUGUCGCACAGGAUUUACUGGAGAGAGUUGUUGGUUAGGUACCUAUAAAAAAUUCUCUUUUCGUUGCUUCAAUUAA